Molecule: messenger RNA, 2580 nt
Organism: Orbilia oligospora ATCC 24927
Lineage: Eukaryota; Fungi; Ascomycota; Orbiliomycetes; Orbiliales; Orbiliaceae
Exons: 5
Coding region: 1-2580 (859 amino acids)
Biological process (GO): lipid metabolic process
Molecular function (GO): triacylglycerol lipase activity
Source: RefSeq, a predicted model, not a curated record
AUGGCCUCGAACGACUCUGUGACCGAUGCCUCGGAGCCUUACGCGGCUCAUGAAUACCCUCCGGAGUUCGUGGUUGAUUAUAGCAAUAAGAAGCAUAUCGAUCAAUUUACCCAGGUCUUAAAUGCCCCGCCGAGUGCACCAGACGUAUUUAUCAGUGCCGAGAGCGACUGGAAACCUAUACGGCAGCGGGUCGGUAAACGGAGAAGAAAGUCGAGGAAGGACGAAACUAGAGAAGGUUAUUCGUAUGCACUAUUCAGCUGGCCUUUACUGCUGCUCGUGUUUGGAUGGAUUCUCUUUUUAGGUUUCUUAUACUUCCUGACGAGAAUCUACAUCUGGUUGUACGAGCAUUUCAUUACACACCGCGGAAAACGUCAAAGGCUGCGCUUGGCCCUUCGAAAAUCCCGAAAUUAUGAUGAAUGGAAGGUUGCAGCCCAGGAGUUAGACCACUACCUUGGUGCCGAUGAGUGGAGAGAGACGGAUGAGUUUAGUUAUUAUGACUAUAUCACAAUCCGACGGGUUCUGACCGAGCUCCAAGACUUCCGGCUACGAGCGAAGCGGGACGACGACGCCAUCGAAGGGUUGGCGGCCUUGGUUAGAGCAUGUGUCAAAAAUGACUUUGCUGGUAUCGAGAAUCCAAGGCUUUAUAGUCAAACAUACUAUGGAACGAAAAAUCUUCUACAGGACUACUACGAUGAGUUGGAAAGGUGCUUACGCGUUCUCGUUGAUUCCGACCAGCUAACAUCAGACGAAAAACGAAAGCUAUUUAAACAUCUAUCUAAGAACCUCGGCCGAACAGCUCUUUGUCUCUCGGGGGGAGCAUGUUUUGCAUACUAUCAUUUUGGUGUUUUACGUGCUCACCUCGACGCUGGCGUCAUCCCUAGUAUUAUCACAGGAACUUCUGGGGGCGGACUCGUAGCGGCUUUAGUUGGAACCCGAACCGAUGAGGAGCUCAAGAUCGUUAUCCGUCCGGAACUCGCCGACAAGAUUACAGCAUGCCAUGAUAGCAUGGCGGUAUGGAUGACUCGGUGGUGGAAAACGGGGGCUAGAUUUGACUCCGUUGAUUGGGCCAGUCGGGCCUUAUGGUUUACUAGGGGCAGCAUGACCUUCCGAGAGGCAUACGAACGGACAGGCCGAACUCUCAAUAUCUCUUGUGUCCCGUCAAACCCGAACAGCCCGAGUAUCCUCCUAAAUCACAUUACAGCCCCCGAUUGUGUCAUCUGGACUGCAUUGUUGGCUUCGGCUGCGGUUCCUGGUAUUCUGAACCCCGUUGUUCUCAUGAUGAAAACAAAGAAUGACGAUUUAAUACCCUACUCCUUCGGUCACAAAUGGAAGGACGGCAGUAUUCGUACCGACAUUCCCAUUCAAGCCCUGAACCUACACUUCAACGUAAACUUUCCGAUCGUCUCACAAGUCAACCCGCAUAUCACACUUUUCUUCUUCUCCUCUCGCGGUACCGUCGGCCGACCGGUAUCUCACCGUAAAGGCCGCGGUUGGCGUGGGGGAUUUCUGGGGAGUGCGACAGAGCAAUACUUGAAACUCGAUUUGAAUAAGUGGCUUAAAGUCCUCAGACAUCUCGAGCUUCUUCCCCGUCCGUUAGGUACCGACUGGAGUAACCUAUUUCUUCAACGAUUCUACGGCCGGGUCAAUAUUCUUCCGCGUACGAAGCUUAUUGACUAUUACUACAUCCUCUCUGACCCUUCGAGGGAACGAUUAUCAUGGAUGAUUAAGUCAGGAGAACAUGCUACAUAUCCUAAAUUGAAAUUUAUUAGGAACAGAUGGAAGAUUGAGAAGCUAGUGGAAGAAGGUCGGAGGAAACAUAAGGGUAAAGGAGCGGAAUUGGAGGCCAUCUUGAGUUCAGAGGAUAUAGCAAGUCUUCUGAAACAAAGGAAAGGCGGUAGCGGAUCUAUCAGCAAGAGGAACUCCAGGCGAAUAUCUACGGAUCUAUCGAAUAUCACUGGCGCUGCUGCCGGAGGAGCUAGAGAUUCCAUCAACCUUCCAAAUGGUAAUGGAGAAAGUACUUCACCAAUUACUACUGGAUCCGGAGCGACAAGUCCAAAUACUCAACGGUUCAGCUGGUUUAAGAAUAACCUAUGGCCUGGAAGUAUUAACGACGUUUUGGCGAGUCCGAAGAAUACGGAAUUCAGAAGGCGCAGCGUGAUGAGUUUGAAGGGGUUAAGUAGAUCGCGGAAUGGAAGUCAGGAAACAGUAAGAGCUGUGCUUGAGGGUGCUGCCGGUGGGGCUAAUGGUGGCUUAUUUACGGCGAGCCCUGCACAGGUGGAUAGUGGGAUGAGCGAGGGAGAAGAUGAGGGAAGAUAUUUUGGAGCGGCCGGAGGGGAGUUUGGAGGGUACGAGGAUCUUACUAGCGCCAUUAAUACAGAGGACAGCGCGAGUGGAAGUGAUGGAGAUGUCUUUAGUGGAAGUGAGGAAAGGGAUGGAUCUGAAGAGUACGAUGACAAUGGGUUGGAGAUGGCUGGGGGACCGGUACGGCGAAGGCAAGGGGGUGGCAGUAGUGAGGAAGAAGUUGACGAGGUUGGUGGUCGGCCAGGUAAGGUAGAAUUUUUCAGCGCUGGGCCAUCUUGA